This is a messenger RNA of Psilocybe cubensis, 864 nucleotides long. RefSeq lists its product as uncharacterized. Lineage: Eukaryota; Fungi; Basidiomycota; Agaricomycetes; Agaricales; Agrocybaceae. The transcript is spliced from 5 exons. The record is from RefSeq and is a predicted model, not a curated record. Bases 1 to 864 code for a protein of 287 amino acids.
AUGUCGGUUAACCAGCCCCAGCCUCAACGCGUCCACGAAGAAUUCGAUUUCAACGAUGCUGAUGUCGUAUUCAGCUCGUCAGACAACGUUCUUUUCAGAUUACACCGCAAAAAUCUUGAAUUACUUGGUGAAAUAUUCCCAGGUGGAGAAUUCAGCGCGGACGGAGAAGUCGUACAUCUUCAAGAACCAUCUAAACGGCGCAAAAGACUGGAUGAUCUUGGUCAUGUCACUCUGGCCGACGUCGCUGAGGCUGCAGAGAAGUACAGGAUGUACACUGCGAUGGAUGCAUGUGAGAUGCGUCUCGAAGCGAUUCUUCCGGUCUCCCCGUCACUCGUAUUGGCUCAUGCACUCAAGCACAACAUUCCGAAAUUGAUAAACGCUAGCGCUCGACAAAUGUGCCUAUGGAAUGUACAAAAUGUAUUCAGAGGGCGUGUUCCUAAUGAAUAUGUCGUACCAUGGGGCGAAUACCAUACAUGCUGCCAAGAGAUUUUAUUUGACAAGCUCACCAACUUUGUCGAGUCUCAUUUAAACGCGUCGAAGUAUGAUGAAAACGAUCAAGCUUGUGCCAUCACGAGUGCAUACUGGUUCACAAAGAAACUUCGAUCUCGGCCGACACCCGUGUUCACCUCGAUUCAAGACAGGUUAUUCUGGAAUGAGUCGCUGAGGGAGCACACUGAACUUACACCGACAUGUCCUUAUAUCCCGACUGCUGAAGCCGUAUCGGAGGGUGGUCCUGAGACCUGCUGGAUUCACUACGAAAUCUUUGACUUCCUCAUGGGUUGUAUCAGGGAAGUCAACGGGCUGUCAUUCACAUCCUUUAUAGAGCAGGACAGAAAGAGAACCAUGCCCAUGGACUGGUACUAA